CCCUGAGGAAGAUUUGCCCUUCCCGCCAAUUUGCAAUUUUUAUCAUAAAAGACCUCAAAACCCUUGAAACCCUCAUUCAUACUUUCCCGCCCCACAAAAUUAUCGUUGUUCUUGGCUUUCUCCAUACUUUGCAGAGCAUUCUCCAGCGUUCUGUUACGCCGUCGUUCACUUAUCUUUUCGUUCUUUCCUUUUUUUGGUGUUUUCCUUUGUAUUUUUCCCUGUGUUGAGCCAUGUUGGAAUUAAGGCUUGUCCAGGGGAGUCUCCUGAAGAAGGUGCUGGAGGCCAUAAAGGAUUUGGUCACAGAUGCCAACUUCGAUUGCUCGGCAACUGGGUUUUCUCUGCAGGCCAUGGAUUCGAGCCACGUGGCCCUAGUGGCUCUGCUGCUGAGGUCGGAGGGCUUCGAGCAUUUCAGGUGCGACAGGAAUAUGUCCAUGGGGAUGAAUCUGAACAACAUGGCCAAGAUGUUGAAGUGCGCUGGUAACGAUGAUAUUAUCACCAUCAAGGCCGACGAUGGGGGGGAUACUGUCACCUUCAUGUUUGAAAGCCCCAACCAGGAUAAAAUCUCAGACUUUGAAAUGAAGUUAAUGGAUAUUGACACUGAACAUUUGGGUAUUCCCGAGUCGGAGUAUCAAUCCAUUGUGAGGAUGCCAUCACAAGAGUUUGCUCGUAUCUGCAAAGACUUGAGCACCAUUGGUGACACAGUUGUCAUCUCCGUGACCAAGGAAGGAGUAAAGUUCUCUACCAAGGGUGAUAUUGGAAGUGCAAAUAUUGUUUGUAGGCAAAAUACCUCAGUUGACAAGCCAGAAGAGGCAACAGUUAUUGAAAUGCAGGAGCCUGUGUCAUUGACCUUUGCUUUACGCUACAUGAAUUCAUUCACCAAGGCAACACCCUUAUCAAACUCCGUGACAAUCAGCAUGUCCUCGGAUCUGCCUGUGGUUGUAGAAUACAAAAUUGCAGAUAUGGGUUAUAUUAGGUUUUAUUUGGCCCCCAAGAUUGAGGAGGAAGAAGGAGAAUCUUAGUUUUCUUUUGUAUUUGCUUUCCCACCUUUUUUUCAUGGGAGUUUUUUGGUUAAGAUGCUUAUUUCCUCACGGUAGUAUAAUCUGACAACGAUUUAUAGAGAAUUUUUUUUUUAGCUCCGA
This is a messenger RNA of Cryptomeria japonica (Japanese cedar), 1139 nucleotides long. RefSeq names its product proliferating cell nuclear antigen. The transcript is spliced from 4 exons. Gene Ontology annotation, biological process: regulation of DNA replication; leading strand elongation; translesion synthesis. Gene Ontology annotation, molecular function: DNA binding; DNA polymerase processivity factor activity. Lineage: Eukaryota; Viridiplantae; Streptophyta; Pinopsida; Cupressales; Cupressaceae. Gene Ontology annotation, cellular component: PCNA complex. The coding region runs from base 231 to 1019 and encodes 262 amino acids. The record is from RefSeq and is a predicted model, not a curated record.